CACAGCAGAACACACCCGAAAGAGAGGAAAAGGCGAAAGAAUACGGAAUCGGGUUUUGUCCACUUCAUCUUCGUCUCCAGUUUGCUGCCAUCAUUGUACUGCUCUCCCUCACUUGUAAGAGCAGCAUCCCACCCAAAAGCUCCUAUAUUUACAACAGGUUACCAUGGCAACCCUAAGAAAUCUGAAAAUCAAGACUGGUACUUGCAAACGCAUCGUUAAGGAGCUUCAUUCAUAUGAGAAAGAGGUUGAGAGAGAAGCUGCAAAAACAGCAGACAUGAAAGAGAAAGGAGCUGAUCCUUAUGACCUGAAGCAACAGGAAAAUGUGCUGGCUGAAUCUAGGAUGAUGAUUCCCGAUUGCCGGAAACGCUUGGAGGCCUCAUUAGCUGACCUGAAAGGAAUUUUGGCUGAAGUAGAAGAAGAGUUGAACCAGAAGGAAGGUCCUGAAAUUGAAGAAGCUCGAACCAUUAUUGGAGAAGUUGAUACACUGUUUCAGACAACAGAAGCCUAAUGUGAUGGUUGUUGUAACAUUGCUAACAUCGCGUGGUUUUGGUUCUCCAUCGUCUUUUGUUCUGUUUCGUACGAUGGUUUUCUAUGGAUCCUUAUUCUCUUGCAUGUAUUGAUAUUUUCCGUUCCCUCGACAAUCUUUGAAUUUCAGUUUGUUUGCAACUAUGCUAUUGAAUGAAGAAACGAAAGAUUUGAUACUA
Molecule: messenger RNA, 704 nt
Organism: Pyrus x bretschneideri (Chinese white pear)
Lineage: Eukaryota; Viridiplantae; Streptophyta; Magnoliopsida; Rosales; Rosaceae
Product: tubulin-folding cofactor A
Exons: 4
Coding region: 164-508 (114 amino acids)
Biological process (GO): tubulin complex assembly; post-chaperonin tubulin folding pathway
Cellular component (GO): cytosol; microtubule cytoskeleton
Molecular function (GO): beta-tubulin binding
Source: RefSeq, a predicted model, not a curated record